GGAAACCCACCUGGCAAAGAACCGGAGCGGUGAUGGCAGUAAAUCGGAGUAUAAUAAUUAAAAGAAAAAAAAAAAACACAAAGAACCAAACUAGUCGUUGACAUAAAUACAAUAAUAAUACGAGUAAUCAUCAUCGUCAUCUUCUACAGCACACCAUCUAAUCAAAACAAUACAUACAUACAUACAUAUAUAUGUUCCAAAUCAGCAACAACCUUAUUUUAGAGAGAGAAAGAGGUUUUCUGGUCUUAAGUCACAAUCACCACCGUCUAUAUUCAGUAUAACAAAUAAAGGCGGCAUCAUCAUCAUCAUCAGCUCCAGAUCCAAAACAGAAUCCAUUUCCCAAACAAUUUCAUUUCAUUAUUUUAUAUACAUACCAAAUCAAUGGUAUCAUCAGGUUAAAUGGAGAACAAAAUGAGGAUGAAGAACAAAUACAGGAAACCAACUACUUUACAUUACUUUGCAGGAAGCAGAUAUAAGUUCUCCGUUAUCGUAUGCAGCUUUAUUGGAUGCCUUUUUUUGUUCCACUUUUACUUCCUGAAUCAAAGUCAACGCAGUCAAGGUACACUAACACAAAUACACACGAGUCAUCCGUUAUAUCGGGAACUUGUAGAAGUGGAGAACGAGAACAUAAAAAUUCCUCCACCUAGGAAGAGAUCUCCACGUGCUAUCAAACGGAAACCUAAACGACCGACCACUUUGAUUGAAGAGUUUCUUGAUGAAACUUCUCAACUUAGAUACAUAUUCUUUCCUGGUCAAAAGACCGCCAUCGACCCGAUUAAGGAUGCGGGUAAUGAGAGUCUUUAUUAUCAUCCUGGUAGAAUCUGGUUAGAUACCGAUGGCAAUCCUAUUCAAGCUCAUGGAGGAGGUAUACUGUAUGAUGAUCGAUCAAGAACCUACUAUUGGUAUGGUGAAUACAAAGACGGUCCCACUUACCAUGCUCACAAAAAAGCAGCAGCACGGGUUGACAUCAUUGGUGUGGGUUGCUAUUCUUCAAAAGAUCUUUGGACAUGGAAAAACGAAGGUAUUGUGCUAGCAGCAGAAGAAACAGACGAGACUCAUGAUCUUCACAAGUUUAAUGUAUUAGAGAGACCGAAAGUAAUUUAUAAUGAAAAUACGGGUAAAUACAUAAUGUGGAUGCAUAUAGACGAUGCCAAUUACACCAAAGCUUCUGUAGGAACUGCCAUCAGCAAUUCCCCCACUGGUCCCUUUCAGUACAUUAAAAGCACAAGACCACAUGGGUUUGAAAGCAGAGACAUGACCAUCUUCAAAGAUGAUGAUGGUGUGGCGUAUCUUAUAUAUUCUUCAGAAGACAACAGCGAGCUCCAUAUCGGGCCACUCACUCAAGAUUAUCUCGAUGUUACAAAUGUCAUGAGACGGAUUCUGGUGGGCCAGCACCGUGAAGCUCCCGCCCUCUUCAAGUAUGAAGGAAUUUACUACAUGGUCACUUCAGGCUGUACUGGGUGGGCUCCGAAUGAGGCUCUGGCUCAUGCUGCAGAAUCUGUCAUGGGCCCAUGGGAGACGAUGGGGAAUCCAUGUGUUGGUGGUAACAAAAUCUUUCGGCUCACUACGUUUUUUGCCCAAAGCACAUUUGUCCUUCCUUUACAUGGGUUUCCUGGUAUAUUCAUAUUUAUGGCAGACCGAUGGAAUCCUGCAGAUCUAAGGGACUCGAGGUAUGUUUGGUUGCCUUUACUAAUUGGGGGACCAGUAGACCGGCCUCUUGAUUACUCAUUCGGGUUCCCAUUGUGGCCACGGGUCUCCAUUUAUUGGCAUAAAAGAUGGAGACUUCCCUAUAAAUGGAGUAGGAAGAAAUGAUUAAUUGCCACCCACUUAUCUGGGUAUAGUUAUAUUGUGUACAUUAUAUAUACACACUGUUUAGUUACGUAUGAGUGUCCAUAUAGAGAAAUAUUAAUGAGCAUGUCGGACAGUUCGAGCAUGGAGUCAUCUAUCAUUAUGCUUUACUAUAUGUUAAGUAAAUUUUUUGAAUUGCA
Messenger RNA from Erigeron canadensis, 1988 nucleotides. RefSeq lists its product as uncharacterized. Gene Ontology annotation, biological process: carbohydrate metabolic process. NCBI's taxonomy places the organism in Eukaryota, Viridiplantae, Streptophyta, Magnoliopsida, Asterales, Asteraceae. Bases 400 to 1812 code for a protein of 470 amino acids. The record is from RefSeq and is a predicted model, not a curated record. Gene Ontology annotation, molecular function: hydrolase activity, hydrolyzing O-glycosyl compounds. The transcript has 3 exons.